This is a messenger RNA of Peromyscus californicus insignis, 4165 nucleotides long. It is a transcript of the gene Sfrp2, whose product is annotated as secreted frizzled related protein 2. Gene Ontology annotation, molecular function: Wnt-protein binding. The transcript is spliced from 3 exons. Gene Ontology annotation, biological process: canonical Wnt signaling pathway; non-canonical Wnt signaling pathway; negative regulation of canonical Wnt signaling pathway. The coding region runs from base 2427 to 3314 and encodes 295 amino acids. The record is from RefSeq and is a predicted model, not a curated record. Lineage: Eukaryota; Metazoa; Chordata; Mammalia; Rodentia; Cricetidae.
CCUCGCGGGCAUGCCACACACACGCGCGCGCGCGCGCUUUUGGAGGGUCGCGGUCGAAAGGAAGGUGCAUGACUCGAGAUGGAGAGGGAAAUGCAGCUGGAGCCAGGUGUGAUCCAGGCCGAGUGGCACCGAUGUUGGGUCUGAGACAGGCCUCCUAGAUUUGCGCCGCCGGCGGGGCAAGCAGGCAGGAGGGAGCUAGACCUUGCGCUCGGUGGCGCAAUGGACUCCUGUACGACUGCGGGCGCCCCCUGGCGGCGAGCGGGAAGGGCGCAGGAUCCCCCAAACAAUGCCUAGGCCGGCGGGAGUGCGCCAGGCGCAUGCUGCUCGUCCGAAUACAAAAGCGAGUGACUCAAACCCGGCGGGUUGGAUUUGGGCUUCUUGAGCUCCCACUCAGGGGAUCUGCAAGCGGGAUGUGACCCCAUGGGAGUGCUUUGGAGCCACGAGCAGUGGAUACCAGAGAGCCCUGAAUUCCACUCCAGGGUCCAAGUCCGGUAUUUCAGCGUUCAGGCUCUGCGUAGCUGUUUGAUUUAACCUGUUUGUGUUUAUGUGGCUCACUUUCAAACUAGUUUGUAUCUGGGAAGAAGGACUUUUAAGUCUCUGGCUGCUUCAGUUAGACAAGGGAAGGCCUAGAGCCAGUUGAAUGGAAGCUGCCCCGAUCUUCCUUCAGCAGAGCAAGAAAAAUGGAAGCUGGACCUUUAGAAACUCAGAUGGUGCGCUCGCUCCGGAUGUUUGCUUGUGUUGUCUAUUACCAGGAGUGGGUAGAAAACAGCAUUAUGUCGGCAUUCCAUCACCUCUUAACCUCUUAAAAACUGCGGGGGCCACAAAAUGUGCUACCCACUGAGCCCCCAAUGCAUCAUCCCAGGAGGAUGGAAAUGUAAAUCGGGCGACAGGGAUCAGAGCCUGCGGAUGGCUCUAAGUGUCCAGGAAGCUAUAACAAUGUACCCACCUUACAUAUGAAAGAGGAUCGCUUUCCGGGGGCGGGGGUCACUGCCCAGGACCUACAAGGUCCCAUAGAAGAGGAAGAUGACUAAGACUAGGAGUAGGUUUGGGGAAAGGAGCCCCCUCCAUUCCCUGCACGCGUGCAAGCCCACACAUCCUCUCAGCCCUCCUUUACACACGUUCCCUAGCCGGGCACCUUACUAUUCGUGGUUAGCCUCCACCCUCUUAGCGUUUACAGUCCAUCAGCACUAAGUUCCCUAUUCACACCGAGCAGAGGAUGGUUUCUUGGUUCACUUCUCAUAUCUGGUGACCAGGAUGGUGUCCCUGAUUAUUAUAGGACGAAUGAGCCAACUGUACCGAGGACACGCUCUUGUGAACCUCUAGGCAGGAGUCUCUGCCCGGUUCCUUCCCAACCUGUUCAAGCCUCCUGCCCCUAGUACUCAUAAGUCCCAAUUAUUGUUUUGGUGGCCUAUCCUGAGGCAAUCCUGAGCCCUUAUGUAUUAGAGCCUGUUCUGCCUUCAAGUGUGGACGUCCCUGCAGAAGGCAAAGUCUCUUCUCCAAAAAAGGAGAAAUGGCGGGCAAACUCUUGUGAGUCUGACAAAUCCUCUGCAGUGACAGAAUCCUAUAGACACCCUAGCAAAACAGCAACUCGAUGCAUCAUUGCUACUACGUUUUCUAAUUCACAAUGCGUCGAAAGGCAGUGAAAAGGCACUGCACGAGCCAGCCGGCUCAGCUUCGGCUGGAGUUGAAGCCAAGUUCUCCCGGACAGCCUCGAGCAGGUAGUCCCGGGCAAAAACCCUGGGGCACAAAGAGCCCCGAACUGCCGGCUCCUGGUUGCCCGAGGACACAGUGCUGAUAAGUAAGGGCUAGGGCGCACCAAUAAGGAUGCAGGCCACGCGGGGCGUGAAACACGUUCCAGCCCAGACCCAGCCGCGAGGCGGCUAGCCUUGCUCCACGCGUGCUCUCAACUUUUCGCCGCCUCAGCCUCACUCUCUGCUCUCGCGCAGUGGGACGCAGGGGCCUCGCUAGUCCACUGGCAAGGGGGUUGCCAGAGCGCGCGCGCAGCGGCUGCUGCAUCGGGGUGGGGUCGCAGCCCGAAUUUCCUGCCAGCUAGAGCGUGAGGGGCAUUCUCAACGCAAAACCAGCUCCAGAAAGUAGUGACCUGCCUCCUCAGAUUACUCCGGGCUGGCUCCUCCCUUGCUCCCCCCCUUCCACCUCCAGAUUUGCAUAAAAAAGGCCAAGAAAACUCUGGCUGGGCCCCAGCCGCCGCUCACUCUGCUCCCCCGGGUCGAGCCCCCCGGAGCUGCGCGCCGGCUUGCAGCGCCUUGCCCACGCCGACUUCCCCGCGCCAGGCUUCGCGCUCUCGUGUCGCCGGCCUUGCAGAGCCCACGAGCAGAGCGAGCGGGUCCGGGACGAGCUCGGGCUCCGGCUGCCUCGCGCUUCUCCGACUCGGCUGCCUCCGCCCCCCCGGGGGUCGCUAGUCCACGAUGCCGCGGGGCCCUGGCUCGCUGCUGCUGCUAGUCCUCGCCUCGCACUGCUGCCUGGGCUCGGCGCGUGGGCUCUUCCUCUUCGGCCAGCCCGAUUUCUCCUACAAGCGCAGCAACUGCAAGCCCAUCCCGGCCAACCUGCAGCUCUGCCACGGCAUCGAGUACCAGAACAUGCGGCUGCCCAACCUGCUGGGCCACGAGACCAUGAAGGAGGUGCUGGAGCAGGCGGGCGCCUGGAUUCCGCUAGUCAUGAAGCAGUGCCACCCGGACACCAAGAAGUUCCUGUGCUCGCUCUUCGCCCCUGUCUGUCUCGACGACCUAGACGAGACUAUCCAGCCGUGCCACUCGCUCUGCGUGCAGGUGAAGGAUCGCUGCGCCCCGGUCAUGUCCGCCUUCGGCUUCCCCUGGCCCGACAUGCUGGAAUGCGACCGUUUCCCGCAGGACAACGACCUCUGCAUCCCCCUCGCUAGCAGCGACCACCUCCUGCCGGCGACAGAGGAAGCUCCGAAGGUGUGCGAAGCCUGCAAAACUAAAAACGACGACGACAACGACAUAAUGGAAACUCUCUGUAAAAAUGAUUUUGCACUGAAAAUCAAAGUGAAGGAGAUAACCUACAUCAACAGAGACACCAAAAUCAUCCUGGAGACGAAGAGCAAGACCAUUUACAAGCUGAACGGUGUGUCUGAAAGAGACCUGAAGAAAUCGGUGCUGUGGCUCAAAGACAGCCUGCAGUGCACCUGUGAGGAGAUGAACGACAUCAACGCGCCCUAUCUGGUCAUGGGACAGAAACAGGGCGGGGAGCUGGUGAUCACCUCAGUGAAGCGGUGGCAGAAGGGCCAGAGAGAAUUCAAACGCAUCUCCCGCAGCAUCCGCAAGCUGCAGUGCUAAUUUGCUAGUGGGGUGGUUUCUGACUAGCCAGACCCAGGGCUCCAGGGACCACUUCCGCUCUGCGAACUCACUUCCGGUUUCCCAAGCACAACCCCGAAAGCUCCAACUCCAACUUACCCUGCCUCUUGCAUGUGUGUGCCCCCAACAUUCCCUGAGUUAUAAGGCCCUAGGCGGCCUCGGGAAUGGAUAGCUGUCUUCACAUAAAGCGAAAGCCCGUCCAGAUCUUGUAGAAAUAUCCGAACUAAUAAAAUCGUGACUAUUUUUAUGAAGUUUUAAAACAGCUCAUUUUAAGGUUAGUUUUGAAUAGGUGGUACUGCGACCUGAGAGGCAUGUUCCCUCUUUGGUCAGUCCGUUGGUUUAUACUGUGCACUCAGAUUGCCCCGUCAGGCAAAUGUUUGAUUUUUCUCCGUGGGUCUACACUUGUGGGUCUCAGACUUGGUUGAGAUAAAGCUGGCUGUUAUCUCAACCUCUUCCUCAGCUCCAACCUCGGCGGCGUCUAAGUCUCAAAACCCUUCAUUGCUCAUUUUACACCCUCCUUAACUUCGACUGUUGCAUGCAUCCCAUCAGUUUAUAAGAGUACAAUUAACCAUUCCUCAUUGCAUGAUGCCUUCAAAUAAAGGCGAAGUAAAUACAGUUUAUAAAUUGACUUGAGUAUUUUAAACUUUGUUUGAAACAUUUUUUUACUCUUAUUUUUUUUUCCAUUUUUGCAAAUUAAAUCAUUGUAGCUUACCUGUAAUAUACGUAGUCGUUUACCCGGAAAAGUUGUAAAAAUAUUGCUUUAACCAACACUGUAAAUAUUUCAGAUAAACAUUAUAUUCUUUGUAUAUAAACUUUGCACCCUGUUACACCUA